This is a messenger RNA of Notothenia coriiceps (black rockcod), 719 nucleotides long. It is a transcript of the gene s100t, whose product is annotated as S100 calcium binding protein T. Gene Ontology annotation, cellular component: cytoplasm. The transcript has 3 exons. NCBI's taxonomy places the organism in Eukaryota, Metazoa, Chordata, Actinopteri, Perciformes, Nototheniidae. Bases 43 to 366 code for a protein of 107 amino acids. Gene Ontology annotation, molecular function: calcium ion binding; calcium-dependent protein binding; transition metal ion binding. The record is from RefSeq and is a predicted model, not a curated record.
UCUGCACCUGACCUGCAGGCCAUCACUCGCCCUCCAUUCAGAAUGUCUUUGCCCAACCCAGAGAACGCCUCCACCCUGGAGAACGCCAUGCAGCUCUUGAUCCAGACCUUCCACAAGUACUCUGGAAACGAGGGGGACAAAUACACACUGAGCAGGGCUGAGCUCAAAGAGAUGCUCACCGCAGAGCUCGGCAACUACCUGGGGAACGCUCAGGAUAAGGAGGCAGUGGAUAGGGUAAUGGGAGACCUGGAUUCCAACAAUGACGGAGAGGUAGAUUUCACUGAGUUCAUCAUCCUGGUCGGAGCUCUUACCGUGGCCUGUAACGACUUCUUCCUGGAGUUCAACGACAAGCCCACGAAGAAGUGAACACGCCCUCUGCACAAGGACGUCCACUCUGCAAAACACCCGAAAAGCUCCAGGGAGGAAACAGUUCGGACAGGAGAGAAGGACAUCCUGUCAUGGACUUCACAAAUACACACACACUCUCACACAUUAAAUGAUAGUCACUAGAGCAGUACAUGUUGGGUGUGUGUGUAUUUGUCUGCAAUGUCCAAUCAAUCCAUUCCUAACAGUAUUUAUUGCAAUGUGAACAUCUGGAGAGUUUAAGUCCAUUUCAGCACCUGUCAUUGUUACAUUCUUUUUUUCUGUUCAUGUAUUUUGUAACACAUUCAAAGCAAAGAAAAACCUCCCUGGAAAGAAUAAAUGUGACUCAAACAUAA